Molecule: messenger RNA, 2443 nt
Organism: Sardina pilchardus (European sardine)
Lineage: Eukaryota; Metazoa; Chordata; Actinopteri; Clupeiformes; Clupeidae
Exons: 12
Coding region: 621-1790 (389 amino acids)
Biological process (GO): lamellipodium assembly
Cellular component (GO): cytoplasm; lamellipodium
Molecular function (GO): guanyl-nucleotide exchange factor activity
Source: RefSeq, a predicted model, not a curated record
CGGGCGGCUGAGGAAGUUGCUUUGGCCGCAGCCGCGUCAUUCAUCAAACUGACAGGAAGUCUCGGCGCACUUGCUUCUCUUCUCGGCGCUCUCUUGUUGGUUGCUGUGUCAUAGCGCUGUCAGAUCUCCGCCUGUGCCACUGUGUCACGUCUGUCUGGCUGGCUUACUUCAGACUCUGCUGUGAGGACUUGUGGAGGGAGGGGAAGCCUUCUUUGUUUUUUUGUUGUUGUUGUCGUUUUUUUUUUUGCUGUUUCAUUGUUCUCUGUAAAUCUUGCUUCUGCUUUCUUGUCUCUACCCACUGGCGUUUUUUACCCUCCUCUCUCUCUCUCUCUCUCUUUCGAUACAUACAGUACAUUGUUUUUGUCUGUUGUAAGUUACUGCCCCCCUUUUCUUCUUUCUCUCUCUAUCUUUGUGCUCCCCUCCUCCCAUCUCUCCCUCUCCCUCUAUCUCUCUCUCUCUCCCUCUCUCUCUAUCUCUCUCGCUCCCCUCGCUGAGGGGCAGGUGUUGAGGGGAUGAGCGGGGCUCAGGGCAGAUGGCACUCAGUGUGUAGUUAGAGCAGUUGCUGGGAGCAGGGUGGUGUUUUUUUUUCUCUCUGAGGAGUUUUCCAGGGCCCUGCAGCCAUGGGAUGCUGUAGCGUGACUCAGAGGCACUCCGGGAUCGACGAAGUGGGCCCUGACGAGAUCGAGCUGCUGGAGAUUGACGGCACAGGGGUGUGGAACCUGGGCGAGAGCAGACAGUCUGUGCGCAACGGCACCGCCACCGGCCCGCCACCCCCGCCGGUACGCUGUCCUUCGGUCAGACAACUCACGCAGGAGGAACCAAAGUCUGUGGAAACCAGAAUAUCAUGCAAUGACGUCCAGAUACACCAUGAUAUCCAGACAGUGCUGUGGGGCUGGAGCAAGGAGGAGGUGCAUCACAGGAUAUACACGCAGCCAAUCAGAGAGUGGGAGGGACGCCCGGCGCACUCGUAUGGGGACAUCAUCUACUCGUCCCUCGUGACGCUCCACAACACACACACUAAGGCAAUGGGUGAGCGAUACCUCGUGCUCUUCUCCUUCCAUCUGCUGAUCUUAGCGCUGGACCACUCCCAUCACGAUUUCAUUUAUGAGGGCAUUCUCCCCCUCUCUGCUCUGGAGGUGCGUGUCAUGUCCCAGGAUCCCAGGGCCCCGUACAUGUUUGAGAUCAGUGGCCCCAUGGUGGACUCCAAGAUCUUUAUUUGUGCCAGUGGCACUGACAGGAAGAACUGGAUGGACAACAUUGAUGACAGGAGAUAUAAAUCCCUCAGGCAACAGCUGAGCCCCUCACACAGCGCACUGGCUUAUCUGCUGCCUUGCGAUGAGGUGUGGAAGAGAGAGGAGCUGAAGAGGUAUCUGCUCCGGGCUCCCAUCUGGCACUGGGAGGGCACUUCCAUCCAGCACAUGGGCCUGCCAGUCUUCCUGUCUCUGGUACAAGUCACCAACUCACAGAAGCAGGUACCCCAAGAGCGACUUCUUGUCCUUUUUCCACGGGACGUCCUCAUUCUCUCCGUGGACAGCCAGCGCGCCUGUGUGAGAUAUGAGGGACGGUUACCACGGAGAAGCAUCCAGGCCUCGGAGAGAUCAGCUUUACCUGGCAACCAGUUUGAGCUGUCAGGUGAGCUGAUGGAACCUCUGCAGGUGUCAUGUACCUAUCCAGAAGAUUACCAGACCUGGAUCUUUCAGUUACAGCAGCCUGACAAGGAGAUUCACACCUCACAGAUCUCCAAACAUUCUGCUCCACCACCCCUUAUUCCAAAGAAGCGCCGAAGCUGAACGAGAACACCAGACUGUGAACAACGUUGUCUCAAAGAGACUGAUUACACACACACAUACACACACACACACACACACACACACACACACGCACACGCACAAACACACACACAGUCACACUCAUACUCAUACACACCUGCAUGCUUGACAACAACAAAAGACUCUUGACCCUUUGGUCAAUAUUGUACAAAUGUUCAUCUUUGUCUCUACAUCUAGCUGAUUUCCAGUGAGGUUACCUCUUUGUUCAAUAUUGUAUUUUUUGAUACAACAGAUUACUGCUACUCUCCAUGGCAAGACACUCCAGUGCAGAGUGAAUGACCUUGUAACUACUGUAUAAUGUGAGUUCUUCUAAUUCACAAAGGCGGGUGGGGGUGGGCGGGGGGGCAGAAAGACACCUAAUAGAAGAAUCUUGCUACUGUAUAUAAAUCCACCAAGCGGGUACACGUCGCGAUGACUGAUGUGAUUAAUUACUUUAAUUAGCUCUACAUUCCUGGGCCACUGCAGUAUAGAGCAGGUUUUCUUUUUUGGGGCUUUUUCUUCACCACAGCUACUAGUCUGAAGUCUACCACCACUCUGAUUUAUCGCUGUUGGAAGGUGGCCGAAACCACUUCUGAUUCCCGCUCUAUUUGUCACAAUAAAAGUCUUUCGAUGCA